Pungitius pungitius (ninespine stickleback) is the source of this 2760-nucleotide messenger RNA. It is a transcript of the gene parp2, whose product is annotated as poly (ADP-ribose) polymerase 2. Bases 108 to 2051 code for a protein of 647 amino acids. Gene Ontology annotation, biological process: double-strand break repair; protein poly-ADP-ribosylation. Lineage: Eukaryota; Metazoa; Chordata; Actinopteri; Perciformes; Gasterosteidae. The record is from RefSeq and is a predicted model, not a curated record. Gene Ontology annotation, cellular component: nucleolus. Gene Ontology annotation, molecular function: NAD+ poly-ADP-ribosyltransferase activity; zinc ion binding; NAD+-protein mono-ADP-ribosyltransferase activity. The transcript has 17 exons.
CCGCCAGGGAAAGAGUGGCGGGGAAAGUUGUCCGCCUCCUCUUUGUUGUCGCUCCACCCCUGUAGCCGAGCCGCGUCCCCACCGCCGGCUCUUUCUCACAAACCACCAUGAGGCGCACCAGAAGUUCGAGAAAUAAAAGCCAGAGUGCACCAGAAACAGGAGAGGUCCCGCCACAAGCAGUGUGGCAGUGGGAGGGAGACGAAGGACAAUGGGAGCCGUACCCUCCUGCACUCUGCGCCUUGUUGGACUCGGCCGUCUCUUCGGGAGACGCUUCUGUGUCUCUGCCUGUGGGCUCCGGGACGAGCUACGAAGUCGACCUGAAGAAGAUGGUCCAGAUUAACCCCGUCACCAAGUACAAGAGGAAGAUUCGCUCUCAGACGGUAAAACCAGAAAGUUUGGACGAUGCAGGUGAGCUGGCCGCUCCAAACAGUUCAGCUCCACUCAAAGAGGAAGAAACGGAGAAGCAACCUGCCGCCAAGAGGAAGAGAGCGCAGAGCAAGAGUCAGACAAAGAGCGAGAAAACGCCCAAAGAAGAAAUAAAAAGCGACGAGGUCGUGAGGACGGUGAUCAUGAAGGGAAAAGCCCCAGUGGACCCUGAAUGUAAAGCUAAACUGGGAAAGGCUCAUGUGUACUGUGAAGGAAAUGAUGUUUACGACGUGAUGCUGAAUCAGACAAAUGUUCAGUUCAACAACAACAAAUACUACCUGAUCCAGCUGCUGCAGGACGACAGCGGCAAGGCGUACAGCGUGUGGUUGCGAUGGGGCCGCGUGGGAAAAGUGGGUCAGAGCAGCCUGACAUCAUGUGGUGGAGACCUGCUGAAAGCCAAAGAUUUCUUCAAGAAAAAAUUUUUAGACAAGACCAAGAACGAUUGGGAGCGCCGAGCGAGUUUUGAGAAAGUAGCGGGAAAAUAUGACAUGGUGUUCAUGGACUACAGCACGAGCAAAAAGGAGGAGAAACAGACCGCUGUGGAUGCUGCACCCAAAAGGAGGACCUGCAAGCUGGAUGUGAAGCUCCAGUCGCUCCUGGAGCUCAUCUGUGACAUCAAAGCCAUGGAGGAGUGUGUGCUGGAGAUGAAGUUUGACACCCGGAAAGCUCCUCUGGGCAAGCUGACCACGGAGCAGAUCCGUGCAGGCUACGCGGCGCUGAAGAAAAUCGAGGAGUGUUUAAAGAAGAAGGGCAACAGUCGGGAUCUGCUGGAAGCCUGCAACCAGUUCUACACCCGCAUCCCUCACGACUUUGGGUUGAAAACGCCGCCAAUCAUUCACACAGAAAAAGAGCUUAAGGAAAAGAUUUCACUUUUGGAGGCUCUAGGUGACAUUCAGAUAGCUGUGAAAAUGGUCGAGUCCAGUGAGGACAGUGACGAACACCCCCUGGACAGACAGUACUGCUCCCUUCAAUGCCAGAUGCAGCCUCUGGACUCCGGCAGCCACGAGUACAAGGUGAUAGAAAAGUAUCUACACUCCACUCACGCCUCCACGCACUGCGACUACACCAUGACCCUCCUCGACAUCUUCUCAGUGGACCGAGAAGGCGAGAGGAACAACUUCCUGUCUCAGAUGCACAACAGGACUCUGCUGUGGCACGGCUCCCGCCUGUCCAACUGGGUCGGGAUCCUCAGCCAGGGGCUGCGAGUGGCCCCCCCCGAGGCCCCCGUCACGGGUUACAUGUUCGGUAAAGGGAUCUACUUCGCCGACAUGUCGUCGAAGAGCGCCAACUACUGCUUCGCCAGCCAGAACAACCACGUGGGCCUGCUGCUGCUGUGCGAGGUCGCCCUCGGAGACUCCAACGAGCUGCUGGACGCCGACUAUGAGGCCAACAAGCUGCCUGCUGGGAAGCACAGCACCAAAGGGCUGGGGCGGACCGGACCCCACCCGCGAACCUCCGUCAACCUGGACGGGGUGUCGGUGCCGAUGGGCCCGGCCGUGGAGACGGGGGCGGGUAAGGACCGCGGCUACUCCCUCCUGUACAACGAGUUCAUUGUGUACAACCCGGCACAGACCCGCAUGCGGUACCUGCUGCGGAUCAAGUUCAACUACUCGUCGCUGUGGUGAGACGGAGGUUUGCUCCCCACGAAGGAGGGAUCAAAGGGGGGGGGGGGGUCACCCAGCAGGUGGUGUCGGGUCCUUGGGGGGGGGGGUUGGACGUGAAGCCUGAGCACGCUGUGUGUUACUGGCUCGGGUUCCAAGGAAGCUUUGCUGCCUCCUCGACGUGGAGCUGCAACAUAGUCGAAUAAUUGGAAACUAUUUUAAAUGAUCAGUUUAAUGUCGCUGCAUCACUGGAAAGAUUCCAGCUUUUACUGUUUUAUCCAGAAAAUACCAGUUUGGGUAGUUUCACAUCAACAGCUCACUCAACUAAGAUGAAACACCUGUUUUUUACAUUUGUUUUCUUACUUGAAAUAUGUUGCAUCUUUUUGAGUCAAAUAAUUUUUUAAUAUGGCUUAAAAAUCUUCUUGAAAUGUUGUUUAUGCUGCUUUGUCUCAUCUUCUUGGACAGGAUCACUUCUAUUGAAUAAUUACCUAAAUUGAUUUUAAUUAGUCUCUUCUUCGGCAUGAACUGAAAUGGAAUGUGUUUUAAUAAUUUGAAUAAUAAUUGAGGAAACUGUUCUCUGUGGUGGCGAACAUGCUCUGACAACAUCACAUACAGUACAACCGUUUGUUCAAUUAACUUUUUAUGUAAAAAGAGAAAUAAUCAGAAAUCAUAUUUUAGUUUUUACAGGAGUUGCAAUGUAUGCAUAGAAAUAAUAAAGACUUUUCAAACAUUA